This is a messenger RNA of Stegodyphus dumicola, 836 nucleotides long. RefSeq names its product cancer-related nucleoside-triphosphatase homolog. The record is from RefSeq and is a predicted model, not a curated record. NCBI's taxonomy places the organism in Eukaryota, Metazoa, Arthropoda, Arachnida, Araneae, Eresidae. Gene Ontology annotation, molecular function: ATP hydrolysis activity.
UAUGUUUACAUUUUAGGUGUUUUGAGCGGCAAAAGUGAAUUCUUUCCAUCAGUUUCGUUCUCAUGACUAAUCGUCAUAUUCUAUUGACUGGUCCACCUGGUAAAUAAUGGAUUAGACUAUGUCUCUAUGAAAUGUGUGGGCAAAACUACAGUUAUUAAAAAGAGCUGCGAACUUCUGAAUAGUAAAAGUCUAAAAUAUCAUGGCUUUUUUACGGAAGAAAUAAAACGUGGACGAGAAAGGGUCGGCUUCGAUGUUGUUACGACUGAGGGAAAUCGCAGUACAUUAGCCAGAGUAAGUUCCAGUGACCAAAGUUCUAGAGGUCUUCCAAAAGUUGGCAAAUAUCUUGUAGAUGUGUCAUCAUUUGAAAAAUUAGCCCUACCCGUUUUUGAUUCUCCUGUACCUUCAGUGUUAAUCUUGGAUGAAAUUGGGAAAAUGGAACUAUUCAGCCAUUCCUUUUCAGAAAAAACAAAAAAGGCAUUUAAUGAAGGCAACUUUAAGAUAUUAGCAACAAUUCCUAUUGCAAAGAAAGCUUUGCCAUUUGUUGAUGAAUUAAGAAAUCGUAAAGACUGUACAUUAGUACAGGUUACCAGAGAAAACAGAAAUGAUCUACCCAGUGAAAUCGUAGAACAGCUUUUGAAAAUGAAAUAAAAAUAAUAAAUGAAUAUUCCUGAAAAAAAUAUCAAAUUAAUCUUGAAUCACAUAUGAUGAUUUAAUAUUGGAUUGGCACAGAUAUAUUAAGAAAAGAUUUUUGAUGAAGACUCAGUAUUUAAGAUUUUAGAAGCUGAUGUGUUAGUUAUGUAUAUUUUAAAAUAAAUAAAUUCUGUUAUCCAAACUUA